Thlaspi arvense is the source of this 1771-nucleotide messenger RNA. Lineage: Eukaryota; Viridiplantae; Streptophyta; Magnoliopsida; Brassicales; Brassicaceae. The record is from the annotation of a GenBank genome assembly.
UUCUUGGUUUGGAUUCCAAAAAUGGUUACGUUUGCCUAGAAAUAUUAUCUGAAUAGUUCGUGCAUAUGCGUUGACUAUAUCUUGUAUAUUUUCCCACUUUCGUUUUCUUAGAACAUCUUUUCUCCCAUUGUGUUUGUCUCUUGGUACAACAAUGGUUCAGCAGCAGCGUCCAGUCCAAAGCUCUCUCUCUCCCUCUCCUCUUUCUUAUUCUUUAAUCUCAAACCGUCCUAUCUCUCUCCUCAGCCGCAACGGUCUCCUCCUCGUCCUCGCCCUCCUCCUCCUUGGUGUAUUCUUACCCUGGACAGGUUCUCCCUUCUUCCCGUUUCCAAACAGAAGCUCUUCUUCAUUCCCCUCUAACUGGCGCGACUACUCCCUCGAUCAAGCGGCCAAGUUCACCGCUAAAGACGGGACUGUGAUCGUGUGCGCCGUUAGCUACCCCUUCAUGCCUUUCCUCAACAACUGGUUGAUUAGCGUUUCUAGACAAAAGCAUCAAGACAAAGUCCUCGUGAUCGCCGAAGACUACGCCACACUUUACAAGGUUAACAAGAAGUGGCCUGGUCACGCCGUUCUCAUUCCUCCUGCGCUCGAUUCUCAGACCGCACAGUAUUUCGGUUCCCCGGGUUUCUUCAAUUUUACAUCUCGGAGGCCGCAACAUCUCUUGCAAAUUUUGGAGCUAGGUUACAAUGUUAUGUACAACGAUGUAGAUAUGGUAUGGCUGCAAGAUCCGUUUCAGCAAUUAGAAGGAAGCCACGACGCAUACUUCACCGAUGAUAGGACUAACAUUAAGCCUUUGAAUCACUCCCAUAAUUUACCACAUCCGGAUCGAAACGGAGUGACGUAUAUAUGUAGCUGCAUGAUUUUCUUGCGUCCCACGAAUGGAGCAAAGCUUCUCAUGAAGACAUGGAUUGAGGAACUUAAGUCUGGGUCUAAAGCAUAUGAAGGAAAUGACCAGCCUGCUUUUAACUGGUCCCUUAACAAAACAGCUCAUCAGGUGGAUCUCUACUUGCUGUCGCAAGCAGCAUUCCCGACAGGAGGAUUGUACUUUAAGAACGAGACAUGGGUUAAUGAGACAAAGGGGAAACAUGUCAUAAUCCACAACAACUACAUUGUCGGUUUCAAAAACAAGAUGAAACGUUUCCGCGACUUUGGUCUAUGGCUAGUCGAUGAUCAUGCUCUUGAGUCCCCAUUGGGGAAAUUAGAGCCGCAACAUCUCUUGCAAAUUCUGGAGCUAGGCUACAAUGUGAUGUACAACGAUGUCGAUAUGGUCUGGUUGCAAGAUCCGUUUCCGUAUUUGGAAAGCAGCCAUGACGUGUACUUCACGGAUGACAAGACUGCCGAAACGAGUAAUAUAUGUAGCUGCACGAUUUUCUUGCGUCCCACUAAUGGCUCCAAGCUUCUCAUGAAGAAAUGGAUUGAGAAACUUCAAGCACAACCUUGGUCCAAAUCAAAGAAAGGAAAUGAUCAGCCUGCUUUUAACUGGGCACUGGAACAAACAGCUCAUCAGGUGGAUGUGUACUUGCUUUCGCAAGCAGCUUUCCCAACAGGAGGAUUGUACUUCAGGAACAUGACAUGGGUUAAAGAGACAAAGGGGAAACAUGUAAUAAUCCACAGUAACUACAUUGUCGGUUUCAAAAACAAGAUGAAACGCUUUCGCGACUUUGGUCUAUGGCUAGUCGAUGAUCAUGCUCCUAAGUCCCCACUGGGGAAAUUCACCAAAAUACAGAAAACCAGUUCAUCAAAAUACAGAAAAACAAGAAAAACAGGGACUUGA